AUGUGCUUGCAAUUUAGUGGGCAGGGAAGAACUGGAGCUCCCACUUUGGAAAUUUGGGAUGCGGGCAUCGACGUGGAUCCGAGUUGGCUUCUCCUGACUGUCCAUCGGAGCUAUUUUUUCUUCGCUUCUAUCGACCCUGAGCCCGCUUCUUUCUUUUUCCCGAACCUACCGUUAGACCACCGCCAAUAUGCAGGCUCCGGUGGUGGUGAUGAGUUCGUGCCCCUCUUCGGUCCCCCCGAUGGCAUUGCUAACCCCUCGACAGACACCAACAACGGUGACAGACAGGUUGGCCGCCGGGCGCAGCUGUCUAACAUCACCGCUGCGAAGACUGUGGCCGACAUUAUCCGGUCAUGUCUCGGUCCCAAGGCCAUGCUGAAGAUGCUGCUCGACCCAAUGGGCGGUAUUGUGCUGACCAACGAUGGCCACGCCAUUCUGCGUGAAAUUGAGGUGUCGCACCCGGCCGCGAAAAGCAUGAUCGAGCUCAGCCGUACCCAGGACGAGGAAGUCGGUGACGGAACCACGACGGUCAUCAUUCUCGCCGGUGAGAUGCUCGCCCAGGCCCUUCCCCAGCUCGAACGCAACAUCCACCCCGUCGUUAUCAUCUCCGCCUUCAAGCGCGCCCUUGCCGACGCCCUUGCCAUUAUCGAGGAGGUCUCUGUCCCCGUUGAUAUCCACGAUGACAAGGCAAUGUACAGUCUGAUCCAGUCCUCCAUCGGAACCAAAUUCGUCUCCCGGUGGUCCGAUCUCAUGUGCGGUCUGGCGCUGAAUGCCGUGCGAACCGUUUCCUUCGAUGUAGGUGGUGGAAAGCAGGAGGUGGACAUCAAGCGCUACGCGCGUGUUGAGAAGAUUCCCGGUGGUCAGAUUGAGGAUUCUGAAGUGAUCGACGGUGUCAUGGUCAACAAGGAUAUCACCCACCCCAAGAUGCGGAGGCGGAUCGAGAACCCCCGCAUUCUUUUGCUCGACUGCCCGCUCGAGUACAAGAAGGGCGAGUCCCAGACCAACAUUGAGGUUUCCAAGGAGGACGACUGGAACCGUAUUCUGCAGAUUGAAGAGGAGCAGGUGAAGCACAUGUGCGAUGCUAUCGUGGCAUUCAAGCCUGAUCUCGUCAUCACCGAAAAGGGCGUUUCGGAUCUCGCACAGCACUUCCUGGUGAAGAACAACAUUACUGCCCUCCGUCGCGUGCGUAAGACCGACAACAACCGUAUCGCCCGUGCCACCGGCGCCACCAUCGUCAACCGUGUCGACGACAUCCAAGAAUCCGACAUCGGUACCCGCUGCGGUCUAUUCGAGAUCGAGAAGAUUGGUGACGAGUACUUCACAUUUAUGCGCCAGUGCAAGUCCCCGAAGGCCUGCACAAUCCUGCUUCGCGGCCCGUCCAAGGAUAUCCUGAACGAGAUCGAGCGCAACCUCCAGGACGCCAUGUCCGUUGCUCGCAAUGUCAUCUUCCACCCCCGUCUGGCCCCCGGCGGUGGUGCAGUCGAGAUGGCCGUCUCCGUGAAGCUCGGCCAGCUUGCUCGGUCUAUCGAGGGAGUUCAACAAUGGCCGUACAAGGCCGUUGCCGACGCCAUGGAGGUUAUUCCCCGCACAUUGGCCCAGAACGCCGGUGCCAGCCCUAUCCGCGUGCUCACCAAGCUGCGUGCCAAGCACGUUGAGGGCCACACCAGCUGGGGUCUGGAUGGUGAGUCCGGCAACCUGGUUGAUAUGAAGGAGUACGGUGUUUGGGAGCCGGAGGCUGUCAAGCUUCAGAGUAUCAAGACCGCGGUCGAGUCCGCAUGCCUGCUUCUCCGUGUCGACGAUAUCUGCUCUGGCAAGUCGGCCCAACAGGUUGCCGGCGGCGGCGGCGGUGGUGGUGGCGAGGAGUAA
Molecule: messenger RNA, 1863 nt
Organism: Penicillium argentinense
Lineage: Eukaryota; Fungi; Ascomycota; Eurotiomycetes; Eurotiales; Aspergillaceae
Product: chaperonin-containing T-complex subunit CCT3
Exons: 6
Coding region: 1-1863 (620 amino acids)
Biological process (GO): protein folding
Cellular component (GO): chaperonin-containing T-complex
Molecular function (GO): ATP binding; ATP hydrolysis activity; ATP-dependent protein folding chaperone
Source: RefSeq, a predicted model, not a curated record